Molecule: messenger RNA, 1364 nt
Organism: Dictyostelium purpureum
Lineage: Eukaryota; Evosea; Eumycetozoa; Dictyosteliales; Dictyosteliaceae
Exons: 3
Coding region: 1-924 (307 amino acids)
Biological process (GO): microtubule nucleation; establishment of mitotic spindle orientation; centrosome localization
Cellular component (GO): kinetochore; centrosome; kinesin complex
Molecular function (GO): microtubule binding
Source: RefSeq, a predicted model, not a curated record
AUGGCUUCUACCGAAAUACCUAUAUUUACAACUCCACAAGAAGAAAUUCAGUAUUGGAAAAAGAGAUUGGAGGAAAAACAACAGGAUAUGGAUGAUUUAGAAACAAGCUUUAACGAAUUCCAAGACUUUUCAAAACAAUUAGAAGAGGAAAUGGAGGAAGAGCUGAGAUUGUGCGAAAAGAAAUGUUCAGAUUUACAAUCACAACAUGCGAGAUUAAAAAAUGAUCACGAAACAGUUUUAGAUAAAUUAAAUACAAGCAACAGAGAAUCAUCAAAAUUAAUAAACAGUUUACAGGACGAAGUUACAAAGCUACAGGCGAUAAAACAAACUUUAACAGAAGAUAAAAGAAAACUAGAGCAGGAAAAUGAUUCAUUAGAGAGAAGAGAAAGAGCUUCCUCUGCAUCAGUACAGGAUCUAUCAGAUAAAUUAGAUAAAGUAAUGGAGGAAAAUGUUUGGAUGCAAAGUGAGCUUGAAGAGUCAAAACAAAUUGCAGAUGAAACUAUUCAAAGAUUAAGAGAUGAUAUUAGAGAUUUAAGACUCGAAAUUUCGGUAAGAGAAAGAAAGCCAACAUUAAAAUCAUCAUCAUCGUCAUCAACAGAAAAACCAAAUAGCAUAAAUACAAAACGUGAAAACCCAAUAUCAUUUAAUAUACCAAGAGCUCAAAAAUCACAAAGACAAAAAACAGAAGACACUGCCUCAUCAUCUAGAGCGGGUUCAUUAUUAGUCGUCACAGAGCUUAUUAAUUUAGUAUCAGAUUUGGAGAAUAGAAUUUCCAACUUUAGAUUAAAACCAAGUAAUAGUAAUGGUAAUAUAGCAGGUACACCAACUCAUGAUGGUUCAAUAGCAGUACCCAAUCCAACCCACAUCACCUAUUUUAAAACAUACAAAUUCAUUAACAAAUCUCAAAGAGUUUUCAUUAAAUAGUAAUAAUAAUGUAUUAGUUCCUAAUGGCGCAUCAACAUCAACUACAGCAACCAUAACAACUAGUAAUGGUACUACUGCCAAUAGUGGUUCAUUAUUAAGUUUUUUUGAAAGUACUAAAAAUAACAAUGGUGGUGGCAGUAGCAGUAAUGACAAUUUAGAAAUUUUAAGUAAUAAUAAUAACCAUAAUAAUAAUCAUAAUGACGACACUAAUAAUAGUAGUAAUAAUAAUAGUUUAAAUAAUAGUCCUUUUAAACCAAAUAAUCACAAUAUAGGCGUUGUUAAUAUUAUAAAUGAUGAAUUAUCAAAAUAAUAAUUAUUAAAAAAACUUAUAAACAAUAAAAUGUACAAAAAAAAUAUAAAAAAAUAUAAAAAAAUAUAAGCUUCAAAAAAAUAAAAUAUUUAUUAUAAAAUAAAAUUGUAAAACUAUUAAUAUUUGUAAU